Molecule: messenger RNA, 4594 nt
Organism: Oncorhynchus keta (chum salmon)
Lineage: Eukaryota; Metazoa; Chordata; Actinopteri; Salmoniformes; Salmonidae
Product: E3 ubiquitin-protein ligase RNF19A
Exons: 13
Coding region: 1820-3868 (682 amino acids)
Biological process (GO): protein polyubiquitination; ubiquitin-dependent protein catabolic process; positive regulation of proteasomal ubiquitin-dependent protein catabolic process
Cellular component (GO): cytoplasm; ubiquitin ligase complex
Molecular function (GO): ubiquitin conjugating enzyme binding; zinc ion binding; ubiquitin protein ligase activity
Source: RefSeq, a predicted model, not a curated record
CGCGUCACCUGUAGAAACGUACCAUCUACAUUUCCUGGUUGUAAGCAAACCACAAUAUCCAGAAUUAAUAGCGAUUUCAAGACGUAGUACCGCCAGUCGAUUGGAACCACGUAAGAAUAAAACAAUUCAGCCUCGACCACGCACACAAAUUGCCUCAGUCUGCGAGUUGCCUAGCAACUAGGCUCCGCUCUGGUUUGCCAGUUGCCCACUGACUAGAGACAGCCAUUAGUUGAGACUAAUCCUGCUGCUGACCUUGACACCAGUUUUAGUAGUACAGAUCCCGGAGGCCCAUUGGAUGAAAACUAUCAGCCGGGAACAAGCUCAACAUCAUCUGACUUGGAUGAGGAAAAAGGACUUCAUGAGGCUGGCAAGAGACAAAGUGUUCAGUCUGAGUCCAAGGUCAUACAGCUCAUGAAGUUCUGCCAGACCAGCUGCCAUUGGCCCAACCAACACAAGACGAUGCACACCAGCUGAAGAACAUUCCGGACCCUGCCUGGAACAUUCAGCCAACAAAAUAUCUAUAUUGUUGUACUGAUGUUGUAGUAUAAUGUAGAAUACCUAGUAUACUCACAACUAUAAUGUUGAUUUGAGUAGCAGCAGAAAAUAAUAGUGUUGACUUCCAAAUUCUGGAUUAAUUCAUUGUGAUAUUUAAGAAAUCUAUUCAGAAGUAACUUGCUACAAUCUUACUACUGAAAAAAAAAACAAUGAUACAGAGAGACCAACCAUUGACGUCAUGGUUUGAACAGACCCAGCACAAAAACAAAAAAAAUCCCAAAUACCUCUCAUUGCUCAUAAUUAUUUAGGGAGACUGGGGAAAACACUCCAAAUAGUGUCUAGCUGUGAAGGUUACCUUUAAAAUGUCUGUGCUGGGAAAUGUAUCACGAUCACCCAUGUUGCACAAGCCUUAAACGUACAUAAAUAAUAAUAACUUCCCUGACUUCCCGAGUUAAACAACAUUGAAGCCUAUAGCCUGUUCAGGUUGAUUGCAGAAUGUUAGCCCUACAUUUCUGAAAUUGUUGAUUAUUUCAUCUCAACAUUUUAACCCAUUUGAAACUGAAUGAAUGAGACUGGCGCUGUAAUAUUUGAUGAGGCUGAGAUAUUUACGAAUCGGAGAGGGACUCUUUUUCUGCGUUAUCCCAUUGGUCAAUGUCACUGCAGUGUGCCCCCUGCAGGCAGGCGGAUCGUUGCACCCCUCCCUCCCCAACACGCCUGCUGCUACUGGAAUAACCGGGAAGCGCGCUCUUACAACGGGGAUCUCCUCCGCAACGUCAUUCGCUAAAACCAUUUCUCGAACGGUGGGAUCUUGCGACGUAUUGUAGCUAAGCUUUGAUGGCCAGAUAUGUUGUAGAACAGUGCGAGGGUUGGUGCUGUUCGAGGGGAGGAGCUAGUUUUUAAUUCUGGACUUCAAAUACAACAUGCUGGAGAGAGGGCGAGGGGCCGCUCGUUCCCCUUGGUAUAGAGAAGGAUGAAUGCCACUCUGUUCCAGCCUAACUGAGAACGAGGGAGCAACAGAGGAAGAGGAACAAGUGAAGAAGAAUAUAUUGAAAUCCGUACUCUCGACAUCCGGACAAUUAUUUCUCUCUGUUCGUCUCUCUCUCUCUCUCUCUCUCUGUGUGUCUCUCUGUCUCUCUCUCUCUCUUUUCCUCCAUCAUCGACAUCGUUCACUGCAGCGACGCUACCUCUCCUAGACUUUGAGCCGUGAAGGGGCUCUAACACACACACACACACACACACACACGUUUGGUCUGUGUCCUGUUGAUCUGCUAAUGCUGGUUAAUCCUGGCUGCCUGCCUGCUCGCUCCAUCCCAAUCUCCAGAUCAUGAAGAGGCCCAAGCAACAGACUCAUCCCCUCAGCUUCCUCUCCUUCUUCAGCCGGAAGCCUAAAUCCGAUCCCAGGCUUGAGAGACCUGCUGGGGCCCACAACAAGGAGGAGGUCUCCAUCACUCUCACACCCAGCGAACAUGCAGACCAGGUUACUGCCCUGCUGAAAGGUGAAUGUGUCUCUCAGUGUCUGUUGGAAAGCAGAUUGAAUCAGGAGCAGCACAUCACAGCCGAAGAGGGCGGGAUCGAGCAAGGCGACUUCGAGGCGGCAUCGUCAGGGGUGACGGGUGACGACCCUGUCGCUGCGGUGGAGGUGGAAUGCUGCGGCGGCGGAGCCAACAGCUCGUCCACAGGUGUCUUAUCCCUCUCGUCUUCCAGCCAGGACCAGCUAUUGGACGAUCACCACUUGGAGGAGUGUCCUUUAUGCCUCCUCAGCCAACCACGAUGCCGGUUCCCUCGCCUCUCUUCCUGUUCCCACCGGGCCUGCUAUGACUGCCUGAGACAGUACCUGAAGAUUGAAAUCUCAGAGAGCAGGGUGGGCAUCGCCUGUCCGCAGUGCCCCGAGGCGUUUGCGCCGCAAGAUGUGCGCACCAUCCUGGAUGACUUGACGCUGCUGGAGAGAUUCGAAGAGUACCAGCUGAGACGGUUUCUGGCAGCCGACCCGGACACGCGCUGGUGUCCUGCACCCGACUGCAGCUUUGCAGUGAUAGCGUAUGGCUGUGCUGAGUGUCCUAAGCUAAGCUGCGGGCGUGAGGGCUGCGACACAGAGUUCUGCUACCACUGUCGGCAGCUGUGGCACCCCGACCAGACGUGUGACCAGGCUCGACGCCAGCGAGCACGCCACACUUCCGGGGGAAAUGAUGCCUCCACACUAUACGUCUUCAACGAGGAGCCUGGAGGAGAGUCGGAGGAGAUCAAGGCGUGUCCUCGUUGUGGAGCCUACAUCAUGAAGACCAACGAUGGCAGCUGCAACCGGAUGAACUGUACCGUGUGCGCCUGUCAGUUCUGCUGGCUGUGUAUGCAAGAGAUCACCGACGUGCACUACCUCAGUCCCUCAGGUUGUACGUUCUGGGGGAAGAAGCCGUGGUCUCAGACCCGGAAGGUGCUGUGGCAGGUGGGCAUGCUGCUCGGCGCCCCAGUAAUCAUCUCUCUCAUCGCUGGCAUCGCCAUCCCCGUCAUCAUAGUGGGCAUUCCCAUCUACAUGGGCCGCAAGGUCCACGGACGCUGUAAGAAGAACAAUAUCUCAGGUAGUAAACAUUACCUAACGGUGGCCAGCGGCGUCAUGAUGUCCGUGUUCGUGUCGCCCGUCAUAGCUGCUGUCACUGUGGGGGUGGGCGUCCCAUUGAUGUUGACGUAUGUCUAUGGGGUCGUCCCCAUGUCGCUCUGUCGGAAUGGAUGGUGCCAGCCGCACAACGACCCCCCAGAAACACAUAAGAUACAACUGGAAGACCUAGCCAGCUAUCUUCUAUUCUCUCAUGUAGUCAGCGACCACUGGCCGGGACCGGGGCCAAGAGGCCAGACCAACCCCGCCCUCAGCGACACCAGCGUCCAGGAAGUCCUACAAGAUGUUAGGGUCAGCGUACAGGAAGUUGGCCUGCUCCCCAGCACCAGCAGUGCUGCCACGCCCCCAGAACCAGAUGCAUGCGCAGGAUUGGACAAGCAUCAGAUGCGUCAUGUUUAUAUGCAGCAGGACAGCCAAUCAGACUGCGAAGGAGCUGGGGGUGCUGGGAUGCUGGAUAAGACACAGACAUUCUCCUUGCGGGAGGGAACAAACAUUGAGGUGCGUGUAGAGAUCGAGGCCCAUCCACGAGGCGCACGUCAGUCCAGCCUCAGUAGCAUCCUGUCCAGUCGCAGCCUAUCAGCUGAGUCCCUGGGUCGAGCACACACAGUAGGCCGCGCCCACUCGCAAGAUCACCUGGGCCACGCCCACUCCCAGGAACAUCUGUAUGCCUCUGAACAUGAAGAAGAGAGUGGAGAAAAGGAAAGUAGAGGAAGAGAGGGAGAAUGCAGGGACCACCUGCAUGUUUUUGAGACGGACAAUGUCUGAGCUUCGCCUACUAUUUAGGCCACACCCCGCUUCCACUACAGGCUCCUACCACCAACUGUCUUCCUGCUCCACCGUCUAAGAGUCGGGGACAUGGAGAGAGAAAGGGAGAGCGAGAGCGACAGUGAGGAGGGAGAGAUGGAAAAAGUGUGUUUGUGAAAAAUAGACUAAAUAAACAGGGCCGCUUGCCAACACGGAUGCAUCAAAACGAACCUGAAAUGACUGAAAGCAUGUUGAUCGACUAGUAAUAUAAUAAUAUAUGCCAUUUAGCUGACGCUUUUAUCCAAAGCGACUUACAGUCAUGUGUGCAUACAUUCUACGUAUGGGUGGUCCCGGGAAUUGAACCCACUACCCUGGCGUUACAAGCGCCAUGCUCUACCAACUGAGCCACAGAAGGACCACUAGUCCACUAGACUAGUCUGGUGGGUGUUAGCCUCACGUUACUGUGUUCUUUCAGAAGAGACCCACCCCCCUCCCCUUCCAAUCUAACACUGGUCUAUUUAAAUGAUUAUUUAAAUUAAAAGUAUUACCAAGCCCCUUCUCUACCCUACACCCGCGUACUUAUACUGAUCUAGAGCCGUUUGUAUCAAGCAUCUCGGAGUUGGAGUGCUGAUCUCGGAUCAGUUUAGCCCUUUUUCCGAUCACAAUAAACAUGAUUAUUAUAGACAGAAAAUACCUGAUCCUAGAUCAGCACUCCUACACAGAGAUACAUACGUACAACGCCUAAUU